Zerene cesonia (dogface butterfly) is the source of this 1500-nucleotide messenger RNA. Its product is annotated as membrane alanyl aminopeptidase-like. The transcript is spliced from 11 exons. Bases 1 to 1500 code for a protein of 499 amino acids. NCBI's taxonomy places the organism in Eukaryota, Metazoa, Arthropoda, Insecta, Lepidoptera, Pieridae. The record is from RefSeq and is a predicted model, not a curated record. Gene Ontology annotation, molecular function: metalloaminopeptidase activity; zinc ion binding; peptide binding. Gene Ontology annotation, cellular component: cytoplasm. Gene Ontology annotation, biological process: peptide catabolic process; proteolysis.
AUGAAAAUUGUAUUCCCUGAAUAUGAAUUACAUGAACAUUUCAACUCAAGAUAUUUACAAAACAGUUUGUCGUUUGAUUCUGGCGUGUCCACGGUGCCCCUGAAUCAUGACGUGAAUACUCCAGCCCAGGUGACCGGUCAUUUUGGAACCAUAAGUUAUUCUAAAGGCGCUGCAUUCCUUAGAAUGCUUGUGGAUAUGAUUACGCCGGAAACGUUUAGGAAGGCCUGCAAAUACUUCUUAACAGACAAUGCAUAUCAAGCAACGGACCAAUACGACCUCUACAAUGCUUUUGUUAAAGCCAUACGAGAAGAUGGCUCUUUGAACAGCUAUCAACACUUCAAUUUCACCGACUUUUAUCGCAUUUGGGUAAAUGAGGCUGGUUAUCCCAUCUUGAAUGUCGAGGUCAAUUAUGCAGCGGGUGAAAUUCAACUGAGCCAAGAAAGGUUCUUCUUAAGUGGAACAGCGCAAACCACAGGCCAAAUAUAUCCGAUACCAAUCACAUACUCCACCAAGUCGAAACCUGAAUUCGAAAACCUAAGACCUGCUUUGAUGAUGACGGGUAACAGGGCUGUGCUGCGAACAAAUACUGCUGAAGAAUGGGUUAUGUUCAACCAUCAACAACAUGGUCUUUAUAGAGUCAACUACGAUGAGAAGACGUGGAAUUUAAUAGCUGAUGCCUUAUUGGAGGAACCUGAAUCUAUUCACUAUUUGAACAGAGGUCAAGUCGUAGACGACGUAUUUGCUCUAAUGAGAUCCGGAAGAAUGACGUACGAUUUUGGCUUCAAAAUCCUUCGAUUCCUUCGCAACGAGGUUAACUACCACGUUCUGAAUCCUGCUAUUUCUGGCUACACCUGGCUACGUAAUCGUUUCGCACAUAUGCCGGAAACGCAAUCUACUUUUGAUGCUCAUAUUCUUAGCUAUUUGGAACACGCUAUUAAUACGUUAGGCUUCGAACCAGCUGCUAAUGAAACCGCAACUACGAGUCUUACUCGGCAAGAAGUUCUGCAUUUUGCUUGUACAAUGGGACAUGAACGAUGUGUAACGGAAUCCAAAAACCGAUUCGCUGCUAUGAGGAGGGGGACAUGGAUUGAUCCUCGCAUUCGACGUAACGUAUAUGUAGUUGGUAUAAGAGAGGGAGGCGCUGACGAUUUUAACUUCCUUCUGAAUCGCUUCCACUCAUCCAACUACGCAAAUGAUCAACUGGAGAUGUUAAGAGGCUUAGGUGCCACUCGGGACCCGCAGCUUCUAACUAGAUAUCUCGAGCUAACACUGACGAAAGAAGUUAGAUCACAUGAUAAAGUCAACUCAUUUAACUAUGCACUUUUGGGUAAUAGAAUAAAUGCGGUUACUGUUCUACAGUUUGUCAAAAAUAACAUCGAAGCUAUAAGAAAGGAAUACGUAGAAGACGCACCACCAAACCCAGUUCACACGGCACUUUCCAAUCUAGCUGGCUACUUGGAUGAAGAAUAUUUGAAUGAGUUAGAAAACACCUACAAGUAA